AUGAACCAUACCCUCGUUUGUUUGUACGCAAUACGAGUGAAGCCAGAAAGUUCGGGAGUUAAUAAUUAUGAUGUCUCAUCUCCUGUAUGGCCUUCGAAUGCCACAAAGUCUUCAACCAUGCAACCCCGAUCGGACUUCGCCAAUAGCCCUGAUUACUUACCAGUGAAUCAUAAAUGUCCGAACAUUCAUAUCGCCAAACCUCAGUAUGUAACUCCGAAAUCGUCAACACCACACCAAUCUUUGAUAUCUAGUGGACCAACCAUGUCUUCAGGAGGAAAGGUGAGGCCUCAGAAAUCAAAUAUUCCUGUUAAGCCACAAGAUAUACAACGUACCAAACGAUAUAUGAAGGAAGUAGUGAAAUCGUCAUCAUCAGGAAGUGUGUCCGCACUUCAGUCUAAACCACAGGUGUGAUAAUAGCCACUCCAUGUUCUCCACAGGUUAAUGAACAGGGUCUCAC
This is a messenger RNA of Schistosoma mattheei, 457 nucleotides long. The record is from the annotation of a GenBank genome assembly. Lineage: Eukaryota; Metazoa; Platyhelminthes; Trematoda; Strigeidida; Schistosomatidae.